Molecule: messenger RNA, 2607 nt
Organism: Camellia sinensis
Lineage: Eukaryota; Viridiplantae; Streptophyta; Magnoliopsida; Ericales; Theaceae
Product: cytokinin dehydrogenase 6
Biological process (GO): cytokinin metabolic process
Molecular function (GO): cytokinin dehydrogenase activity; FAD binding
Source: RefSeq, a predicted model, not a curated record
AUUUAAUCAUGACAGAAUCUGAGCUAUAUAUGGCCGUACCUCGGCAUUGGAGGAUAAGAAAUACGCAUCCUGCAAAAUCAUAAACUUUUUUUUUUUUUUUUUUUCCUUUUCUGUAAAUGGAAAAAGGAGUAUCCUUAAGAUGGGUUAAUAAGAAAAUACUGUAGAGACAUGUUUGUCUUGUUGGAAAAGGUGGAAUGUGGUUGCAACUGUUGCGAAAAAGUGCCAAGAUUUGUGAAAUCUUUCUUCUUGCGACUUUUUCUCUUCAACUUGACAUAUGUGAUGGCUUCUCUUAUAAAAAACAAAGAAUAAUACUAUAUGUACUAAUUAAUGUACUAACUAAUAUACGAACAGAUGAUGUGGCAUAAUUUUAAGGGUUUUGGAUAUUUAUAAUUGGUAUAAUAGGUGGGGUACGUAAUAAUAUCAUGACACUAGUUGGUACACUAGUGUGCAUAUUUAUUAGUACAUGUAGCAUCACCGAAAAAUAAAAGAUCCCAAAAAGAAGAACUUAAAAGGAAAAUCCUCAAUCUCUCCAACCCAAGUAGGCAGUCUUCAUACGGAUUCUCAUCUCUGAAGUUAGGUUGACCCUACCACUCAAUCUCCCUCUUUAAAUUCCCCUCCUCAACCCCUUCGCUUCCUUGGCACUUCCACACCUCUACUUUUGAUCUUUCCCACAAAGAAACAACUCACAAAGACUACUAGAGAGCUUCAUUUUUUUACUUCUCCCAUCUCUUGAGAAUAGGGGAAAAAGAAAAGAAAAAAAAAACAAAACAAAACAAUAACAAAACAAAAAAUGAGACACCAACCUUUUGGCUUCCUCAGAGAGAGAAACAUUCUUUCUGUAAGAAGCUUCAUGCUCUUGUUCUUAAGCUGUAUUUUUAACCUUGGCUUUCCAGGUACCCCUUCUUCAUUGAAGACACUCCCUCUCGACGGGCAUUUAUGUUUUGACAAAAUCCAUCACGCCGCCAAAGAUUUUGGUAACCGAUACCAAUUCCUCCCCUUGGCAGUUCUACAUCCAAAGUCUGUCUCUGAUGUCGCCACUACAAUCAAACAUAUUUGGCAAAUGGGUCCUAGUUCAGAGCUCACAGUCGCAGCGAGAGGCCAUGCACACUCUCUCCAGGGCCAGGCACAAGCUCACAGGGGAGUCGUGAUCAACAUGGAAUCAUUCAGUGGAAUGAAAAUGCAGGUUUAUAUUGGAAAACAUCCUUAUGUGGAUGUCUAUGGCGGCGAAUUGUGGAUUAAUAUCCUGCAUGAAAGCCUGAAAUAUGGGUUAGCACCAAAGUCUUGGACAGAUUACCUACAUCUCACAGUUGGCGGUACUUUGUCAAAUGCAGGGAUUAGUGGGCAGGCAUUCCGUCAUGGUCCUCAGAUCAGUAAUGUCCACCAGCUGGAAGUUGUUACAGGAAAAGGGGAGGUAGUGAAUUGUUCAGAGAAGCAGAAUGCAGACCUCUUUUAUGGUGUCCUUGGAGGACUUGGCCAGUUUGGCAUAAUCACACGAGCAAGAAUUUCUCUAGAACCAGCACCAAAAAUGGUAAAAUGGAUAAGAGUUUUGUAUUCAGACUUCUCCGCAUUCGUCAGAGACCAGGAGCAUUUGAUAUAUGCAGAGAACACGUUCGAUUACAUUGAAGGAUUUGUGAUAAUAAACAGGACAGGUCUCCUGAAUAAUUGGAGAUCAUCAUUCAAUCCGCAAGACCCAGUUCAAGCCAACCAAUUUCAAUCAGAUGGAAGAACACUUUACUGUCUUGAAUUGGCCAAAAACAUCAACCCAGAAAAAGUUGAUAUAAUAUACAAGGAAAUUGAGAACUUGCUAUCCCAACUAAGCUAUAUCUCAUCAACACUUUUCGUAUCAGAAGUUUCAUAUGUUGAAUUCUUGGACAGAGUUCAUGUGUCCGAGAUCAAACUAAGAUCAAAAGGCUUGUGGGAAGUUCCACACCCAUGGCUCAAUCUUCUCGUUCCUAGAAGCAAAAUACACAAUUUUGCUGAAGAAGUUUUUGGCAACAUUCUAAGAGAUACAAGCAAUGGCCCAGUCCUCGUCUACCCAGUUAACAAGUCAAAGUGGGACAACAGAACUUCAGUGGUUCUUCCAGAUGAAGAUAUUUUCUAUCUGGUGGCAUUCCUUUCCUCUGCAGUUCCAUCCUCUUCAGGAACUGAUGGCUUAGAACACAUCUUAAUUCAGAACAAAAGGAUUCUAGACUUCUGUGAAGCAGCCCACCUUGGGGUAAAGCAAUAUCUUCCACACUACGCGACACAGAAAGCGUGGCGAGCUCACUUUGGCCCACGUUGGGAAGUCUUCGUAAAAAGGAAAUCAGCUUAUGACCCUUUAGCAAUCUUAUCUCCAGGACACCAAAUCUUUCAAAAGGCAAUAUCCAUAUUAUAACAUAGGGCCACAUUAAUUAAUUAAAGAAAAAACUGAAAAGGCAUUCAGGGCAUGUGGCAAUUAGUUUGUGUCUUAGAUUGAUAAGAGUUUAUCAUAUCUUCUCGACAACUGUACUUAUAACUGGGAAGCUGUAGCAGCUAGUUUAAAUUGUUCACUUAUCAAGCAAAAUAUUUGAGUUGAAAUCUAUGAAAUAGCCUUUUGAAAGGUGCUGGAGAACACCAGACUUUAUUAAA